Molecule: messenger RNA, 926 nt
Organism: Alnus glutinosa
Lineage: Eukaryota; Viridiplantae; Streptophyta; Magnoliopsida; Fagales; Betulaceae
Product: ADP-ribosylation factor
Exons: 7
Coding region: 171-716 (181 amino acids)
Biological process (GO): intracellular protein transport; vesicle-mediated transport
Cellular component (GO): cytoplasm
Molecular function (GO): GTPase activity; GTP binding
Source: RefSeq, a predicted model, not a curated record
UGUUUGCCGAAAGAGUCGAAAGACAUAGACGCCGUUAAAACGACCGUUAUCUCCCACCCCUAUAUAAAAGCUUCACAACCCCAACCAUACUAUUCGUCACCAUUUUCCUCACAGGGCAGCUUCCCAGAUCUGCCCAACUCCACCUCCUGUCAUAACCAUCUGAGAUAAAAAUGGGGCUGUCUUUCACCAAGCUUUUCAGCCGGCUUUUUGCCAAGAAGGAGAUGCGAAUUCUUAUGGUGGGUCUUGAUGCGGCUGGUAAGACCACUAUCUUGUACAAGCUCAAGCUGGGAGAGAUUGUGACCACUAUUCCUACCAUUGGUUUCAAUGUGGAGACUGUGGAAUAUAAGAACAUCAGCUUCACUGUCUGGGAUGUUGGGGGCCAGGACAAGAUUCGGCCAUUGUGGAGACAUUACUUCCAAAACACUCAGGGGCUUAUCUUUGUGGUUGAUAGCAAUGAUCGCGACCGUGUGGUUGAGGCCAGGGAUGAGCUUCACCGGAUGUUGAAUGAGGAUGAAUUGAGGGAUGCUGUGCUGCUUGUAUUUGCAAACAAGCAGGAUCUUCCAAAUGCUAUGAAUGCUGCUGAGAUUACUGAUAAGCUUGGUCUUCACUCCCUCCGCCAACGCCACUGGUAUAUCCAGAGCACGUGUGCCACUUCAGGGGAAGGCCUCUACGAGGGUCUAGACUGGCUUUCCAACAAUAUUGCUAACAAGGCUUAGGAGAUCCAUAAAUCUUCAGCAACUUUUUGGGCUGCAAUCCUGUCAAAGGGGGAUGUUAGCGCUUGUUAUUUGAUGUUCAUGCGUUUUACUAUGUUACUGUUCCGAGAAUAUAUCUGUUUGUUUAGAUAAUUGUUACUAUAUGAUACAAAUUUGGCAUUUGGCCUUGUAGAUUCUAAAUAAUUCAUGAUUCACAGUCUAUACAUUUUUUUA